Cutaneotrichosporon oleaginosum is the source of this 1077-nucleotide messenger RNA. RefSeq lists its product as uncharacterized. The record is from RefSeq and is a predicted model, not a curated record. Gene Ontology annotation, molecular function: thiolester hydrolase activity; palmitoyl hydrolase activity. Gene Ontology annotation, cellular component: lysosome. Lineage: Eukaryota; Fungi; Basidiomycota; Tremellomycetes; Trichosporonales; Trichosporonaceae.
ACUCGUCCACCGCAUCGGUUUAGCCGCCACCAUGCUCAUCGCGCAGCUGCUUCUGCUCGCCACGACGGCUGCUGGGGCGCCAGCGCCGGCGCAGGCCGUGCUCGGCUCAGCCGCGCCCAGCCCCGACUCCAGUGCCCCUCCUAGUCCCCGCCCAAAUCCACGCCCGCUCGUCGUCUGGCAUGGGCUGGGAGACACCGCGCACUCGAAGGGCAUGGACCAGUUUGCAGAUUAUGUACGCAGCGAAUUCCCGGGGAUUUUCGUACACGCCGUCGUCGCGCCGACGGAGGGAAGUCCGAGCGACGAGCAGAAGGCUGGAUGGUGGGGUGUAGCCGAGGAACUCGCACAAGGCGGCUGCGACCAGAUCAAGGGCAUCGCGGAGCUCGAGGGCGGCUUCGACGCAAUCGGGUUCAGUCAGGGCGGCCUCUUCCUCCGCUGGUACGCGCAGUACUGCGACGGGCCUCCCAUCAAGAACCUCAUCACAUUUGGCACACCGCACUAUGGCAUCGCGGCCCUCAUCCCCUGCCCCGAACCGCCUACGCUGACGUGCUCGCUCGCUGCGCGCGCCGCCAAGGCCGGCAUCUACACACGAUGGGCGCAGUCGCAUCUCAUCCAGGCGCAGUACUACCGCGACCCGGCGCGGAUGCAGGAGUUCUUGGAACAGAACUCGUUCCUUCGUGACCUGAAUGGCGAGGGGGGCGUGGACGAAGGGGGCGGCAGCGGGCGGGAGGAUGGGGGUCGGGGGCUCGUGCGGCUCGAGAACAUGGUCGCGAUUGCGUUCCGGGACGACACCACUGUCGUGCCAGGUCUCUCAGCGCACUGGGCCACAAUUGACCCCCUGAACACGACGCACAUCAUUCCGCUCGAGGAGCAGGAGCUGUAUCGCGGCGACUUUAUCGGUCUCAAGCGCCUCAAGAAGGCGGGUCGCCUUCAUCGCCUCUUCUGUCCCGGUCAGCACAUGGACUUGGGUGGAGAGGGUGGCUGUGGCGACCGACUUGUACGCAAGUGGGUUGGCUGGGCAGCGUAGUGGCUUUUAGUUGUCUCUUCAUGAUAUGUACAGUAUUGUUUUGCGGCGCAAGC